CCCACACUGUUUUAAGAUGAAAUUGUCAUUAUUGUUGGUUGUGCUCUGUGUCGUUUGUACUUCUGCUGAAGAGACCAAAGAAUCUGCGGCUGUGGGAACUGUCAUUGGUAUCGACUUGGGAACAACAUAUUCUUGUGUCGGAGUUUUCAAGAAUGGUCGUGUAGAAAUUAUUGCUAAUGAUCAAGGUAAUCGUAUCACACCAUCAUACGUUGCAUUCACUGCGGAUGGCGAAAGGCUCAUUGGUGAUGCUGCGAAAGAUCAGCAGACGUCCAAUCCUGAAAAUACAGUUUUUGGUGCGAAACGUCUUAUUGGUCGUUCUUGGGAAUCUGUUCAGAGCGAUAUCAAAUUCUUCCCUUUCAAAGUAGUUGAGAAAAACAAGAAGCCAUAUGUCAAAGUCAACACAAUUGGAGUUGAAAAGACAUUUGCAGCUGAGGAAAUCAGUGCCAUGGUUUUGGGCAAAAUGAAAGAAAUCGCAGAGGCAUACUUGGGAAACGAGGUCACUCAUGCUGUUCUUACAGUACCAGUUUAUUUUAAUGAUUCUCAAAGACAAGCAACAAAAGAUGCAGGAGUUAUUUCUGGUCUGACAGUCAUGAGAAUCAUUAACGAGCCAAUUGCCGCUGCCAUUGCAUACGGUCUUGAUAAAAGAGAGGGAGAGAAGAAUAUCCUGGUCUUUGAUUUGGGUGGUGGAACUUUGGAUGUAUCUUUGCUGACAAUCGACAAUGGUGUUUUUGAAGUAGUUGCCACUAAUGGAGACACUCACUUGGGUAGUGAAUAUUUUGUUCAACGUGUUAUGGACUACUUCUUGCAAUUAUACAAGAAAAAGAAGGGAAAAGAUGCAAGAAAAAAUAACAGAGCUGUACAUAAACUCAGAAGAGAAGUGGAAAGAGCAACACGUAGUCUUUUAACCCAACAGAUCGCCAGAGUUGAAAUUGAAAGUUUCCACGAUGGCGAAGACUUCUCGGAGACAUUGACCAGAACUAUAUUUGAAGAAUUGAAUAUGGAUCUUUUCCGUUCCACUAUGAAAGCAGUUCAAAAAGUCUUGGAAGAUUCAGACUUGCAAAAGAAGGAAGUCCAUGAAGUUGUAUUGGUGGGGGGAUCUACUCGUAUUCCUAAAAUCCAACAACUUGUUAAAGAAUUUUUCAACGGAAAAGAACCAAACCGCGGUAUCAAUCCUGAUGAGGUUGUCGCUUUCGGUGCUGCUGUACAAGCUGAAGUAUUGGGAAGAGAAGAGGAAAACACUGGUGAUCUUGUCCUGCUUGAUGUCUGCCCUCUCACUCUCGGUAUUGAAACAGUUGGAGGCGUCAUGACCAAGCUCAUCCCUCGUAACACUGUCGUCCCUACCAAAAAAUCUCAGAUUUUCUCAACUGCUUCGGACAACCAACCCACUGUGACAAUCAACGUUCUGGAAGGUGAACGGCCAAUGGUUAAAGACAACCAUCAUCUUGGAAAAUUUGACUUGACUGGAAUCCCGCCCGCGCCGAGAGGGGUGCCUCAAAUUGAGGUAACCUUUGAGAUUGAUGUGAACGGUUUCUUGAGAAUAUCUGCUGAAGACAAGGAAACUGGUAACAAGAAAAUGAUUACCAUUAAAAACGAUGAUAAUAGAUUUUCAAAAGAAUAUAUUGAACGUAUGAUUAAAGAUGCAGAGACUCAUGCAAGCGAUGAUCAAAAGGCUAAAGAACAGGUAGAAGCAAAGAACGAGAUUGAAAGUUAUGCUUAGUCUUUGAAAAAUCAAGUUGGUUCAUCACAGGAAACUGGCAUGACUCGCGACUGAAUGAAUGCAACUUUUUAAUCUUCUACCAACAAUGUAAAAUAGCAUGCCCAAAGCGUAUUGGUGUGCCUGUUAUGAAGGUGAAAUUGGUAAAAAUUACAAAGCAUAUUUGUGAGAAUAGAAAUAUUUAAUAGCUGUUUGAAAAUGUAAGUAUAACAAUAAAUCUGAGCAAAAAUUUGAAUAUACACGAAGAAAGUUACACAUUAUUAACGACUAAAUUAAAAUGCUAAGCAUUAAGCCACUGGUACUUCGAACUAACAAAAUUUUAAUAAAAAUUAAUAUAUACAUAUAUUAUUUUUUAUGUAUGAUAGGACAAAUUGAAUGUUCGAUGAAUGACAAAAUCAGAAAACAAACAAUCUCUGACAUUCGGAAUAAAUUUACUUCGGUCUCUUUGUCUAGAUUGAAGCACUAUAGGGAUAAUCUUGUUAUUUUAGUAAGAUUUACGUUUGUUUUUUAAAUUAAUAAGUUUUCGGUGGUGUAGCGCAUCGCGAUUAGAAUUCGCCCGCUAUUGCACCUCUGAUUAUUAUGAGUGCGUUCGCAAGUUUGAAUCACAAUGCUGAAAUCCUUGCCGCCGUAGGGUGCUAACCACUGAUCGGUUACGGGUUCCUCCGCUUCCACUUGCAUGCAUCUGAAACAAAUAAAUGAACUGAUAGUCGGACCAGAGGCCGUGGUUUUCCAUAUGCUUCGAUUAAGCCGUCUUAUCGACUUUUCUUCUUCCCCGAGGAUGAAUAUGUGAAUUCUAUACAUCCACGGGGUUUCUCGUAUAGUCUACAAGGAAUAUUAAACUUGAAACCAAAGUACAAUUUGUAGUUGUUUUUUAUGUUCAAUUAGUGCACUGUUUUCAAUAUUCAAAAUAUUGUAAUAUUUAACGUUUGUCGUAUUUUGCAAAAAGACGAUUUUUUCUCUAGGUCUUUGUUGGAAACACAACAUGUUCCCCAAACCUCUGACUUUCUUCGAUUAAACCAACUUUUGUCUCAUUAUUCAACACUAAAUCGACUAGUUUCUUCCCUUUUUCAUUAUUGAACCGUGUUCCGAAUUUCCGGUUUUAGCAGCAAGCAUAAUCAGAACAGUAAACAAGAGAGCAACGCUCAAAUAUAUGGACACGUGGAACAGAGCAAAGCAGUCCUUACCUUUGACGUUACCGAUACCGUACCCUCAAAAAACUUUCGAGUUUCCAGUCGCAAACAUUUUCACAGUCAGCCGUCACGCUUGGUGAAUUUAAGAC
Styela clava is the source of this 2993-nucleotide messenger RNA. RefSeq names its product endoplasmic reticulum chaperone BiP-like. The record is from RefSeq and is a predicted model, not a curated record. Lineage: Eukaryota; Metazoa; Chordata; Ascidiacea; Stolidobranchia; Styelidae. Gene Ontology annotation, molecular function: ATP-dependent protein folding chaperone; ATP binding.